Molecule: messenger RNA, 3178 nt
Organism: Athalia rosae (coleseed sawfly)
Lineage: Eukaryota; Metazoa; Arthropoda; Insecta; Hymenoptera; Athaliidae
Gene: Cpes
Product: ceramide phosphoethanolamine synthase
Exons: 1
Coding region: 1-1134 (377 amino acids)
Biological process (GO): phospholipid biosynthetic process
Cellular component (GO): membrane
Molecular function (GO): phosphotransferase activity, for other substituted phosphate groups
Source: RefSeq, a predicted model, not a curated record
AUGUUGGGACCAAACGCAGUGUGUAGUCGGAUAUUUUUGGCUCUUUUGAUACUAACUCUGAGUUAUUUUGCCUACAUGAACUACAUACUAUUUAUUAGAGUCCGUGAUUAUCCUAUACGAAGAGAAACUAACGUUACUUCCGGCCUGCCGGAAUACAAGUCCCGAAUAUCUUGCGACAUAAAUCCGAUCUGCGAUGUGACGGUAAAGGGUAUGAUGAUGGACAACCCGAAUCAUUACUUGCUGACUCCAUUGGCGACGAUAACUGAUCGUGCAUUAGGAAUAAGUGAUCAAUCUUGGAUAUCGCCAAACGCGAUAAGUGCAUUUCACGUAUUAGUUGCAAUGGCAGCUGGAAAAUGUGUGUCUAGUGAUUCGUUGUCAGAAAGACGUUUCGGGGUUGUUUUAUUCAUGAUAAGAUCAUGGCUCGACGAUUUGGACGGUCACGUAGCUCGCCAGAGGAAAAACAUAAGAGGUGAACAUUCGGAGUUCGGUUCACUGGGUUACUGGAUAGAUGGAUUAUGCGAUUUUCUCGGUGUAACAUUUCUUCUGAUAGGAAUAUAUUACUUCAUGAAAACCAAUCCGCCAAGACGCGGUUACCAAAAGCUUUUACCGACUCAAGAAUCUGGCAAAGAAUUCAAAACGGGGAUAGUCUAUAAAAAGAAAAUACUAUCCGGAAGAGAAGCGCCCAAAACGUUAUUAUUUAUUAUUGGACAGCUGAUCCUCAGUAGCGCCGGAUGGAACCGAUACAUUUCACUUUAUCAAGAUCUACUCGAAUCGGAAAUUUCAUCCACCGUUCAAUUAUCGAACGAAAAUUCUAUACAGACAAUCGUAUUUCGUAGUGCUUCUUUUUGGGCUAUAACAUUAUCAUGGACAAUAGUUAAUUUUCACGCUAUAACCGAUUACCUGUUAUUGGCAAUAUUUACCGAUCGUUUAUGGGAAUAUUUUCGAUCAGUUCGUUACGUGGGUUAUAUUUUUUUAAUAAUUGUUAUCGGCGCAUCGGAAUUUCACUAUAGAAAUGUCUAUGCAUGUGUUCUGGAUUCAACGAUAACUCCGUCAGUCUCCGUAUCCGAAACGAUCAAUUAUCGACGAGAUUUAUCGUUUAUUCUUAGCAACCAAAAUUACGAAACACUCGCAUGACAUCCCAUCUAUAAAUUUUCUCAUAUUUUCACUGAAAAAUUGAUAAUUUCCCGGUACCGAUCGUUACUUCGAUUUCCUCUACUUUUGUAACAGCACUCUCCAUAUUUCUUAUUCAUCCCGCAGAGAUAAAAUAUUUAUAAUAUUCCAAUACGUAACUGAAAUUUUCCGCGAAAAAUAGAAAAGUUUUUAUUUCUCAUCUAGUUUUUUCAUUCAUGAUCUUUGAUGCGUAUAUAUUAUAUGUAUAGGUUUAUAAUAAAACGAGAUUCCUGAAACUCCGUGCACAUGGGAAAUUGAUAAAAUCAGAAAAAGGAUAAUUUUGAAAGAAAGGAGCAACUGCGCCCGGUUAUAAAUUUCAUAUACCAAAGUCAAUUUCUUACUAUCUAUAAACAGUAAAUGAUAUAAAACGAAAAAAGGAACAGAAAAAUAACAAAUCCCGGUUUUUUAUAUUGCAUGUGUAGCUGUGUCGGUAGACCAGAGUGUAUAAUGUAGAUACAGCGUCCUAAUUUUCGGUUUCAUCUUUCGACGUGACGUAAUCUUAUCUCAACAAAUUCGUAUAUCAGUUGGGAUCUCGGGUUCCAACUUUGGUAAGGUAAUAUCGAACGAAUGAAAACUAGAAACACUAACUUAUAAAUAUUUACACGAAAACUCGAGGGGACCGAUAAACCAUAAUCAUUUUCUAAGGUGCGAUCAUAGCUAUGGUGCAAGUAUCGUCGGUAAUUCAUUCUACCUCUUACUCCCGAUAAUAUCAAACUUGGUAAAUAACUACGCAUAGAAAUUUCGGCUACAGCGUUAUCAGAAACUGUUCCGUCCAUUCCCAUUACUUAUGCAAUGACAAUUAUAUCGGUGAUGGUGCUACAUGAGGGCCGGAACUCCACCGAGGGCCGAAUAGUCGUUUCAAACUGACCGACUUUAUAGCCAACAUAUCUGAUCGCGUAUCAUGUACUGAUACACUAUGCCGUAUAUCGGUUAUCUCAUGUAGAUUCUACCGGUUUUCGGUCUAAUUUUGAAAUAGGUUUCCAAAAUCAUCCAACAAGAUAUUAGGAAUCAAAUUCGGACCGGACCUAUUUUUAAAUCUGAACAGGGAAACGAAAAAUAUCAGCUUCGGACUGCGCUCGUUGUACCAGAGAAAUAUCGUUAAUUAGAAACUAUGUAGGGUGAUCCAAGAAGCGAAAAAAAGCUAAUAAAAAAGAAUGUGUGUAACAUAAACGAUGAUGUAAUGAUCAUAAUUCAGGUAUAAAAUUACGUACAAAUUAACUGUAAUAGAUUCUUUCACGUUAAUGAGUAAUAUAGAAGAGAAAAAGCUAAAUAAAAAGAAGAUAGAUAUAAAAAGAAUUUCAGAACUAAAAAAAAAAACCAGUCAGUAAAUUUAUAAGGCAAAAUUGAAACAGUAUUUACACCACUAUACGUACUACGUGCGUCUACGUUAUAUGUACAAGAAUAAUGGGUAUACAUAUAAGUUUAUUUAUAGCGUGUAUUAGGUGCAUAGAUGCGACAGACGGACGUAGCAGUAUGCAUAUAUGAGUAUUAUGUAUAGAAAACGUGCGUCAUGUAUGGGAAAUCCAACGCUAUCAAAAAUAUGAUAUAAAAAUAAUACACGAAUCGAUCGAUUAUGAAGAAUAUCAUCACGUUCGCGAUAUGAUUAUAAAUUUUGAAGCGCAAGAUCGGAGAAUUGCGUAUAGAUAUAUCAGGUAUCACCGCUCUAGUACGUUUCAUUUGGAUUAGUGAGUAAUUUGUUUCAUUUAAUUUUAGCAUGUACGAUAUUUAAGUUGUAUAAAAUUCGAUUCGAUGUUCUCGAAUUCCUUGAAUAAUAUUAUCCUACGUAUAAACGUACUUAGUUUUUUUUUUUUGAACUAACCGACAAAUAUGUACAUAAACAUAAACUAAGCUAAGAAUAGUAGGAAAAAGUAAAUAAUUCUUUAAACAUUCCGCACAAAGUAUUUUUCGAAUAAAUUUUAAUACCCGGUUAUACACAUAUAACUACAUUUAGUGUAAUUAUAUGUAAAACAAUAAUUGACCGAAAAUAAAAAUCAAAAAUAUUACAACA